GAGAGAGAGAGAAAGAGGAGAGAAGAGGGAUGUGAACUGGAGUUUGGGACCAGCACAAAAGAACUCCAUACACUACAAUGGGUUAGCCACAGAACCAGUCAGUUCCCAGGAUGCUUAUAUAAACAUAAUGAAGUGCAUUAGGAGGCCAGUGGAGAACCCAUACCAGUGAUAUUUUGACUAUGUUGCAGUAAAGUGGUGAGCAACUGACCAUGGGUGACUGGAACCUGCUGGGCAGCAUCCUGGAAGAGGUACACAUUCACUCUACCAUUGUAGGAAAGAUAUGGCUUACCAUACUCUUUAUAUUUCGCAUGCUGAUCCUGGGAGCCGCUGCUGAGGAUGUAUGGGAUGAUGAGCAGUCACAGUUUGUCUGCAACACUGAUCAACCAGGCUGCAAGGCGGUCUGUUACGACAAUAUGUUCCCCAUCUCCCUCAUUCGCUUCUGGGUUCUGCAGGUGAUCUUUGUAUCUGCACCUUCACUGGUCUACAUGGGCCAUGCUCUUUACUGCAUUCGUACACUGGAAAAGGAACGCCACCGCCGACGGGCCCAGCUGAAAGAGGACAUGGACGAUUCUGAAUUGGCACUGGAAGAACAUAAACGCAUGGAGAGGGAGCUGAGGAGGCUGGAUGAGCACAGGAAGGUUAAGAAGGCUCCUCUCAGAGGCUCACUGUUGAGAACCUACAUCAUCCAUAUCCUUACUCGCUCUUUGGUGGAGGUCUGCUUCAUCCUGGGCCAGUAUCUACUCUAUGGGGUUCAACUGGAACCACUAUAUAAGUGUGAGAGGCUGCCUUGCCCAAACAGUGUGGACUGUUACAUCUCCAGGCCCACAGAAAAGACUAUCUUUAUGGUCUUCAUGAUUGUCAUUGCAGCUGUGUCACUUUUUUUAAACAUUUUAGAAAUAUCCCACUUAGGGAUCAGGCAAAUCAAACAGACUCUUUGUGGAGAGAGGUACACAGAAGAAGAUAGUUUGAUUUACAAGUCCAAGAAGAAGGCAUCUUUACCACAGCUCUGUGUAAUGACAAAUGUAUCACCUGUUAACGGGCCUUUAACUGGGACCUUCAGCAUGAUUCCAGAGGUAGAAAUGAAGCCUCCCCAUUACAACAGUGGACUCAAAGCCAACCAGGUGACACCAAGACUCAAUAGCUUAACUCAUGUGGGAGCCAGUCAGACCAACUACUUGUGUCCCCAGCCUAGGCUGGCCCCCAUGUUUGGCCAGAAUUGUGUUAUCCAACCCCCCAAAAAAGAUGAACAGUCACAAACCGAUGCAGCUAUAAUGGACCAUCAUUUAACCUGGAAUUCUGUUGUGUCCACUGUUGAAAUGAAUGUGACAAGUUGUGAGGAUAAUCAAGUGAUAGAUGAGCAUCUUCAACCCAGUCAUUUGGAAGUUUUGCUGUCCAGUAGAACAUUAAAACCCAAUACUGUCAGAGAUUUCAAUGAACACAAGAGGAAGGAUUCAAACGAAAGCAAUGUCCUUAUUCCAAACCCCAGGAAAACCAGCUUCAUGACUAGGCCACCUUCUGAAAGCUUGUCAUCUGUGAGCAGCUCCACAAAUCCUUCGUUACAUACCUCAGAGGAAUCAGAUGAACUUGGAUCCCUGCAGGGGGACAUGCCUGUGAUGCCGCCUGGUGGAGGCCGGAGAAUGUCAAUGAGUAUGUUUCUGGAUAUAUCUUCUAUCAUGAAGAAGUGAAGAGACAAAGCUAAGAUCAUGGCAAUAGAAACCCUGCUGGGUCUUAACAGUGGAGAAUCCUUAUCAAAGACCCAGCCAUCAACACUGAUCAACUGCUCAAGUCACAUGAGACCAAAGUCAGUCAGUCGGGCAGUCAGUCAGUCAGCUAUGCUGAGGGAGCAGACUUAGUGCCAUAGUUCAGUAUGUUUUGGAAGCACCUUACUGAAUGAGAAAAGAACUGAAAGAAAAUCUUUCAGCAUGUUAUCUGAAAAUUGUGAAAGGUUGUACAGAAAUAACUAUAUUAAUUAUGGAGCAUACUCCAUAUACUACACUUCAUACCUACGCUUCUGAAACACGGACUUUAAAAUACUUUAAAAAAUAACAUUAUGCAUGUAUAUGUGUAUAGCUAUUUAUAUAAGUCACUUCAUGAGAAAUUAUUUAACUUCAACAGAUACUUAAU
Molecule: messenger RNA, 2124 nt
Organism: Mugil cephalus (flathead mullet)
Lineage: Eukaryota; Metazoa; Chordata; Actinopteri; Mugiliformes; Mugilidae
Product: gap junction alpha-10 protein-like
Exons: 3
Coding region: 210-1685 (491 amino acids)
Biological process (GO): cell communication
Cellular component (GO): connexin complex
Source: RefSeq, a predicted model, not a curated record